ACUGUGGUAUUUUGUGGGUGCUGGACGACAGACGGCGGGAGCGGCGAGAGGGGCAGAAAACUGGCCGCGCGAGAGCUUGUGGCACUAGGUGGGCGGGGUGGUGGCUUACGGGCUGACCAUGCCGCCUGGACUUCCGUUGUUGCAAAAGGCCUGAAGUGGGACUGAAAUGAGGGAUAGAUGAGAUCCUCAGUUUGACCUGACUUCCGAAUGUUGUCAUCUCAUGUUCGCCUGGUCCCCACUAAAGUCCAGUUUGUCCGUUCCACAAUCUGCAAUUCUUCCCAUUCCUUCAUGGAUUUGAAGUCUCUUCUUUCUUCUUUGAAUGACUUUGCAUCCCUCUCAUUUGCUGAGAGUUGGGACAAUGUUGGAUUGCUGGUGGAACCAAGCCCACCACACACUGUAAACACACUCUUCCUGACAAAUGACCUGACUGAGGAGGUGAUGAAGGAGGCACUGCAAAAGAAAGCAGAUCUUAUUCUUUCCUACCAUCCACCUAUUUUCCGACCCAUGAAACGCAUAACCUGGAAAAGUUGGAAAGAGCGCUUGGUGAUCCAGGCUCUGGAGAACAGAGUCGCUAUUUACUCUCCUCACACAGCCUAUGAUGCUGCACCCCAGGGAGUCAACAGCUGGUUGGCUAAAGGGCUUGGAGUUUGCACCUCCAGGCCUAUACAUCCAUCCAGAGCUCCCAACUACCCAACCGAGGGAACUCAUAGAGUAGAAUUCAGUGUUAACCACACCCAAGACCUGAACAAAGUCAUUUCUGCAGUGAAAGCAAUUGCAGACGUUUCUGUCACUUCUUUUUCUGCUAGGACUGAUGAUGAAGAACAAACACGAAUUAGUCUGAAUUGUAGUCAGCAGGCUUUGAUUCAGGUGGUAGCAUUCCUUUCCCAGAACACACAGCUUCAUCAGAAGACUGAAAUUCUGUCACUAGAGAAGCCCCUGCUUCUGCAUACUGGAAUGGGACGGUUAUGCACACUGGAUGAAUCUGUCACCUUGGCAUCCAUGAUUGAGCGAAUCAAAAGACACCUAAAACUCUCUCAUGUUCGCCUUGCUCUUGGAGCAGGGAGGACCUUAGAGUCCCAAGUCAAAGUCGUGGCCUUGUGUGCUGGUUCUGGAAGCAGUGUUCUGCAGGGGAUAGAGGCUGACCUUUACCUCACAGGUGAGAUGUCCCAUCAUGAUGUUCUGGAUGCUGUUUCCCAAGGGAUAAACGUCAUCCUCUGUGAACACAGUAACACUGAACGAGGCUUUCUUUCUGAUCUUCGAGAUAUGCUGGGUGCUCACUUGGAGAAUAAGGUUGAUAUUAUCCUGUCGGAAACAGACAGGGACCCUCUUCAUGUGGUAUAAUGCAUGCAAGAACAAGGAUGACACACAUUACAAAAUAAUUGGCUCCCAACUUGAAUGUUAACCAGUGGCAUUGGCAUCUUUCUGAAUGUCUUGGACUGCACAUUAUGACCACAGUGUCGUAUAUACAGGUGUCCAGGCAUAAAGCUAAACUUACACAGUGUUAUAAACCAGUGAUUCCACAACCAAAGAAUGCAUGUUACCAUCUUAUUUGUUAAUCUGCUUCACUAUUCAAUAUAGCUCAUAAAGUAAAAGCUAUAUAACUACCACUAAAGAAAAUUAUUCAUUAUAAAGGAUAAAUUAAGGAUAUAUUAUAUAAAGUAUGUAUUCUUUAUAAACUAUAGCAAAGAGCAAUUAAAGUUGCUUUACUUAUUAACAUUCUUGAGAAGUAACUCAAGUAAUCCUUUCCUUAAUUAUAGAUGGAUUUGUGUCAUUUAGAUGUGUCUGCUCUUUGGUUAGUUUAAAAAUUGGGUACUGGAACAUAUAUUUCUAGAUAGUAGCCUGUGUGAUUAAGUUCUUUGUAUAAUCCUCCUGUUCCUAUAUCACUAACUUCCCACCUAAAUUUUAGAAUCAGGAUGAGGUUGGUUAGCUUUCAAAAUAAUACUAGUGAUUGCUUAUACAGUGUUAGUUUUGUGCCAUUCACUGUACUAGGUACUGUUACAAGCACUUAAAAUCCUUAUAAAUAAGCAAAUAGGUAUCAUUCCCAUUUUACAAAUGAGGAAACUGAAAUAGGUUAAACAGCUAGGAAGGGAUGGUGUUUUAAGGACUAUAUUUUGGGUAGCGAAAGUAAAUAUGGUGACCUAGAUACCUGAGAAGGCUUGUGGCCAAAGUGAUAAAUGCCAGAAGUGUUAUUAUAAGAAUUUGGUAAUAAGCUUUGUAUUUACAUUCAAAUUUAUAUUUUCCAAAGCAAUGGUAUUUCAAAUUUACUUUAUUUAACACAUUAAGGAUACUGUAACUAAAUAUUAUUAAAACCUCAGAUUUUAUAUUUCAUUUUUAUAGCCUCACAAUUUCUGUCUAGCACAGAGCCUUCUAAAUCAGUGAAUUAAAAUGGUUUAAUAGUUUGAAAAAUCAAGAUGUGGAGAUCCUCCUAAAUAGUUACAAAAAACCUGAGACAAAAGGUACUUAUGUAACCAUUUGUGAUAAAGCACUCACUGUUACCCCACAGGACUUUUUAUGUGAAUGAAGUAUUCAUAUAUUAAAACCCUAAACUUGAUGCUUAGAAUCCAGUAGUUCUGGAGUAUGUUGAACAGUUAUUUAGGGGCCAUUGUGGCAUGAGUUCAAUUCCUGGCCAGGGAGCUAACCCACAUACAGCACAGCAGACCUCUCCUGCCUUACCUGCUGCUCCCCUCAGCAGUGUAUUUCAGUACAUCCACCUGUUCUGCUCCCCACUCUGUCCCCGUUGAAUCCUCUCAUCCCCUACAUCUUUGGCCUUCACCCCAGUUCUUGUAUGCAUAAAUAAAUAAAAUAAAUCUUUAAAAAAAAAGUUAUUUAGCACUCCCUUCACAAGGAAUUCAGUAUUUCAUCAAAUUAGAAGAGUAUGUCUGUUCUAUAUUCCUGUGCCUUUUUUUUUUUUUGCCAUUUAUGAAAAGCAACCAAAAAAAUCUUUCAAGGUUUCAGGUCUGUUCAGUCUUCCCUGAAGAACUAACAUCAGCAGUUGAAGUCUUCGCAGUCACACUUUAUAUGGUAAGAGUUUAAGGCACAUGAAUGCUGAAACAAGUUAAAGAAGAGCAUAUAAUAAUCCUACCAAUAUCUUCAUCAGAUCUGUUAGAUGCACUUUUAAAAUUUCUGAAACACUUCAUGAGUUUUAGUGAAAGAUCAGUGCUGUAAAUUUAAAGUGAUUCUAUCCAAAUUGACUUGUUGUUUAUUAAUAUUAAAGAUGGCUGACACAUACUACUUGUAAAUAGUAUAGACACAAAAAUUAUAAAAAUAAACCAGUAGCUUUUUAAGAGCCAAUGCAAAGUUUGCACAUUAGGUCAUUAAAGAUUUUGUAUACUCUUUUUAUACUGUAAAAGCUAUGAUAAACUAGGUAUAGAUAUGGUAAGCAAAAAAUGCAAGGUGCAGGUCAGUGGAUAUCAUGCUACCAUUUAUGUUUUUAAAAGGAGAGAUAAUAGACAAAUAUUCUAUGCAAGACAUGUGCAUAAACACCACUGGAAGAAUUAACUAUUAUUGGUGGCCUAAGAAACUGGGGAAUGGAAAGGAAACUCACUUUUCAUUGAUAUACUUUGGCACAAUUAAAAAAAAAUUAGAAUCACAUUCAUGAACAAAUGUUUAAAUAUUUUGAUUAGUAACUAUACUUAAGAUUAAUCCCUUAAUACAUGAAUUUAACGUAAAUUAACUAUAUACAAAUGAUUCAAAAAACUAAGCAUUUCAGAAGAUUAUUUUCAUGAAAGAAGUUUACAAGGUAUGAAAUGAUGAAAAAUGUUGUUGCAGUACAGUACUUAAUACAGUGAUAUUUUAAUGAAAAAUUUUAUUUCCAAGUAUGAAAUAUUUAAAAGCGUAUGUGAAGACUAAGCUGACUACCAAGUGGCCAUGGCUAGCCUUUAUUUCUUUCCUAGGAAGAAAGGUUUGUAUUUAGGAGAUUAAGUAUUUAGGAGAUUUGAAAUCAUCACUUUAAGAAAAACAUUGAAAAAUCUUAGUGUUUUUAAGUCUAAUUGGUAAAUCAAGAUUAACUUAGUCAGCCAUUAAUAUGCUUCCCACUUGCAUGUUAUUCAAGAAAGAAAAAUAUGUUGAUAUACAAGAAUAAAUUUUUAUUUUCCAAUGUAUUGAAAAUGACUAAAAUGUAAUUUAGGAUUGUAGUUUUCUAGCCUGGCUUCUCCCUUGUAUUAUUAAGGUGAUGACACAGAACAGUUCUGAAUAUCAUGGUAGAUCCAUUAUUGUUUGUGUGCUUUCUAGAGUGGGUAUACACCCUCUGUACUUGUUAGGAUUUUCUCACUAUCCCAACUGAAUAGUGUCAUGCUCCCUCUCCCCCAACCAGUUUGUAGCCUAAAGGAGAAAGCUGGAUCGCCUACCUUUUCCCCAAACUUACAUCUUUUGUUAAGCCAUUUCUGAAGUCAUAAGAGAUGAUCUUUGCCUCCAUUACACUCAUCAACUCUGACACAGAGAACAGCAAAUAAAGCAGAUUAUGUGAUGCCAAUGCUUUUGUACUUCCACACUCUGGAACAAGUACAUUCACAAAUAAUCAGCUCCAGGAGUAUUUAAAAGACCCUCAAAAAAUUAGGGAUAUCAUCUCUAGUAUAAAAUAAUUCAAAAGCAUCCAGUUCCAAAUAGUCCCUGAGCACACUGUUCAUUCUUGCAAGAAGUCUCUGGAGAGGUAAUGAAAGAAAGGCACAUUUUCUCCCAACUUGAGAAUUACUGCAUAGUACUAGAGAUGGUACACCAGCCAGGCUAAUCAAGUUUCUAACUGAUGACAUUCCCCCCUCCCAAUUUUAAAUUUUGUACACUGGAAAAAGAGUCUAAUGUUGAAUGUAAACACAACACUUUAGACUAGAGGAGUGGCAGCCGAGGUACAACCCUUCCACAGAAGAUUCAAGACUGAAGGAUAGCUUCAAGAUUCCUCUUCUUCCUUUUCCAGGAAAUCAGUCAAUGUUCCAUUGUCAACAGGAAUUAACAAAUAUUCCACUCCAUCAGUUCCCUAAAAGAUAGAACAAUACCCUGAAAGUUGCUUCUAAGAGAUAUAUAUAUGAAUA
Messenger RNA from Talpa occidentalis (Iberian mole), 5024 nucleotides. It is a transcript of the gene NIF3L1, whose product is annotated as NGG1 interacting factor 3 like 1. The transcript is spliced from 7 exons. Lineage: Eukaryota; Metazoa; Chordata; Mammalia; Eulipotyphla; Talpidae. Gene Ontology annotation, cellular component: mitochondrion; cytoplasm. The record is from RefSeq and is a predicted model, not a curated record. Bases 208 to 1341 code for a protein of 377 amino acids.